This is a messenger RNA of Capsella rubella, 1435 nucleotides long. RefSeq lists its product as uncharacterized. The transcript is spliced from 10 exons. Gene Ontology annotation, cellular component: nuclear inner membrane. Gene Ontology annotation, molecular function: chromatin binding. The record is from RefSeq and is a predicted model, not a curated record. The coding region runs from base 64 to 1173 and encodes 369 amino acids. NCBI's taxonomy places the organism in Eukaryota, Viridiplantae, Streptophyta, Magnoliopsida, Brassicales, Brassicaceae.
UCCGAUACCAAGGAAGAGACACAAAUCGGAGAACAGAACCCUAAAUCUUCUUCUUCUUUUCCGAUGGCAUCAUCAUUCGAGCCACCAGGAAGCUUCUUCCCUUCCAAAGAUGAGUUUAUGAGACUCCUUACCGUUUUGCUUGUGGCUUGUGCGGUGGCUUUUACCUGCAAUUUCAUCGCUAAGUCGCUGAGCUCUAAUCCUACUAUAUCUUUUUGCGAUAGUAACUCUGAUUCCAUCGAUUCAGACUUGGAUGUUUGUGAACCUUGUCCAAUUAAUGGAGUAUGUUACCGAGGGAAGUUGAAAUGUAAUCAUGGAUACAGAAAGCAAGGAAAUUUAUGUGUAGAAGAUGGAGAAAUCAAUGAAUUGACCAAGAAAUUGGUUCGGUAUUUUGAGAGAAAAGUUUGUGAGGAAUAUGCUCAUAGUGAAUGCUAUGGUACUGGAAAAAUAUGGGUUCCCGAGAAUGAUGUUUGGGAAGAUCUACGUAGCAACGGUUUCUUGAAAAACUUAGACGAGCCUGCUUACUAUUUUGUGAAAGGAAAGGCUGUAAAAUCUGUCACCGAGCUACUAGGGAAAAGGACUAAUUCUAAUGGGAUGAAUGAGUUGAAGUGCCCUGAAUCGGUAGUCAAAAGUUACAAACCCAGGACUUGUCGCAUGCGUGAAUGGCUCUUGAGGAACAUCUUAAUCAUCUCGUCCUCCUGUGCAAUGUUGGUGGGCUGGACAAUAUUGCGUAGGAAACGUCGAAGUAAGCGAAUAUUUUCACGUAGAGUGGAAGAGCUAUACAACCAGGUCUGUGACUUCCUGGAAGAAAAUGCAAUUGCUGCAAAUUCUGCAGACACUAGUGACUGCAAUCCUUGGGUUAUCGCAUCUUGGUUACGUGAUUAUCUUCUUUUGCCUAGAGAAAGAAGAGAUCCUCAGUUAUGGAGUAAGGUUGAGGAGUUAAUACAAGAGGAUUCACGUAUAGACCGAUACCAGAAACUCGUCAAGGGUGAACAGAAAGUUGUAUUGGAAUGGCAAGUUGAAGGUUCACUUAGUUUAUCCAAGUUGAAGAAACGGCGAGAGACUCAGAAGAAAUUUAUAAAAGUUGAAGAAACGGUGAGAGACUCAGAAGAAAGUUAUAAAAGUUACCGACUCAAACACAAUCUUGCAAAAAAUAUAAAACAGGAGAAUCACUGAGACAAGUUCUUAAUACACUUACAAAAGAACUAUAUAGAAGCUUGUUAUGAUUCUUCACGUAAUGUUAGAAGAAGAUCCAAGGAGGAAUGAAGCAUUGUCGAGUUUCCAUGUUUUGUUUUUUAUAUCUAUGAUGGUGCUGCUUGAAUAUUAAGUUAAGAGUUGUUGAAAGUUACUUGAUGAGCUCUUAUUUGGAUGCAGAAGAGAAAACGUAAUUAGAAUAUGUAUCCUUUUGUCAAUCGUUUAGUACGAUUCAAUUCCGGUU